GCCCGGCCCCGCCGAGCCGCCGCCUGCCCGCGCCGCGCACAGGGGCAGCCAUGGGCAAGCACAGCAGCAAGCUGGCGCCGGAGAUGCUGGAUGACCUGGUGAGGAGCACGGAGUUCAGCGAGCAGGAGCUGAAGCAGUGGUACAAGGGCUUCCUCAAGGACUGCCCCACCGGCAUCCUCAACCUGGAGGAGUUCCAGCAGCUCUACAUCAAGUUUUUCCCCUAUGGAGACGCCUCCAAGUUUGCCCAGCACGCUUUCCGCACCUUCGACAAGAACGGGGACGGCACCAUCGACUUCAGGGAGUUCAUCUGUGCCCUGUCUGUCACCUCCAGGGGCACCUUUGAGCAGAAACUCAACUGGGCCUUCGAGAUGUACGACCUGGACGGGGACGGGAAGAUCACGCGCCUGGAGAUGCUGGAGAUCAUUGAGGCCAUUUACAAGAUGGUGGGGACUGUGAUCAUGAUGAGGAUGAACCAGGACGGGCUGACGCCCCAGCAGCGAGUGGACAAGAUCUUCACAAAGAUGGACAAGGACAAGGACGACCAGAUCUCCCUGGAGGAGUUCAAGGAGGCCGCCAAGAGCGACCCCUCCAUCGUCCUGCUCCUGCAGUGUGACAUGCAAAAAUAGAGCCCUGGGACUCGGGGCUGGACUGGCUGCAGCCAAACUCUGCGCCCUGUGAUGGUUUUGAUCCCCACUUUUCCCCCAUUUGGCCCCAGGCAGGAGCCACAUUCCAUCCCUCCCUCCCAGGGCAGAGUCCUCAGCCUCUCCCACCCCGGAGCUGCACGCCCUGCAGCCACUGGUGUUUCCUGGCCGACCAGGGCCAACUGUUCCCACAUCCCUGUUGCUUUCUUCCUGCUUUGCCCCACUGCUCCACCUGGCCCAUUCCCUGAUCCUAACUGAGACCAGCUCUGUCCCCUUUCUGCUGUUUCUCCCCCACUUCAUGGCUUGUGAUGUCUCCAGGGAGGCUGAAAAGUCCCAAGUCCCUCUCCUGGUUCCUCCUUCGCUGGCAAUUCCCUGGAAAGCUGCCUGGAGAAGCCAGGGCAGGCUCUUGCACCAGCUUUAGCUCUUCCACCUCUGGUUUUCCUGCUGGGAACAGCCAGGGUUGGUCAGGACACUUUAGUGGAGAACAGAAGUGUCCAAAGCCAGCCCUGGCUGUGGCCAGUGUCCCACCCCAGGAGCUGCCUUCCAUCCCAUCAGGUGGGUGACGUCCACAGCUGCCCUGGCUGCUCUGUGGCUUUUCUGACCUUCCUGGAUAUUGAGGCGACGCCUUCGGUCCCAAACCGGGGUGGGGCUCAGGAGUGUGGGUGCAAGGCAGGUCCUGGUGCUGCUCCUGGGGCUGUGGCACCGCUGCGGGGCCGGCUGCGUGCUGCAUGGGGGCUCUGGGGUGGCCUGGAUGGCUCCCGUACCCGCUGAGCCUCUGGCAAAGCUCUGAGGCCACGAGAAACAAAUCUGUCUCCUUCCUCCCCGUCUCAGCCUGCCGCAUCCCCUCCUGUCCCAGGCUGGUGUUUAGUCUGCACGUUGUGGUGUUGAUGGCUGUGGUGUCUUAGGAGAUGGUGAGGUCCUUACCUAUUUUUUUAAUGGAAAAAUAAACUGUCCCCUGUGUGUGGUGUC
Molecule: messenger RNA, 1610 nt
Organism: Hirundo rustica (Barn swallow)
Lineage: Eukaryota; Metazoa; Chordata; Aves; Passeriformes; Hirundinidae
Gene: HPCAL4
Product: hippocalcin like 4
Exons: 4
Coding region: 51-626 (191 amino acids)
Molecular function (GO): calcium ion binding
Source: RefSeq, a predicted model, not a curated record